Nyctereutes procyonoides (raccoon dog) is the source of this 1854-nucleotide messenger RNA. It is a transcript of the gene LRRC14B, whose product is annotated as leucine rich repeat containing 14B. The transcript is spliced from 2 exons. Lineage: Eukaryota; Metazoa; Chordata; Mammalia; Carnivora; Canidae. The record is from RefSeq and is a predicted model, not a curated record. Gene Ontology annotation, cellular component: cytoplasm. Bases 309 to 1841 code for a protein of 510 amino acids.
CCUGGGCAUGAGCAGCACUUUUCGGGGGCCUGGUGCCCCUGAGCCACAUGCUGGGACAGCUCUGCUUGCAUAGAUGAGCACCACAAGGACAAGCUGGCCACUGCCAGACGCCUCCACGGCCAGAGCCAAACAAGCGCCCAUGACCAAAAUAGCCGUCAGAUGACCAGAGAGCCUGCUCACUAGCUUCUGCCCAAAGGCAAGCUGCUCGCAGCAGCUGCAGCUAAAAAUAAGCAAGAAGGGCAUCCAUCUUCGGGAGAAUCUCAAGGGGAGAGCUCCGUCUUGCUUUUGGGCCACUGCAUGCGGGCACGAUGAGGUCGCUGCGCUCUAUUUCUGCUGAGGCCCUGGUGUCUCACCCCCAGGUGGCCCAGCAGAGCCUGGACAGUGUCGCCCACAACCUCUACCCACUCCUGUUCAAAGCCAGCUACUUGCUGGAGCAGGCGGUGGUGAUCCGAGCCCUGUUGGAGCGCUGGCCCCUGGAGGAGUUCCGGCUGAGCGUGCUGCUCGGGCCGCACUCUGAACCGCCGGUGGACCUGCGGGACCGCACCUGCAGGCCCUGCCUGGAGGCUUGCGUGCAGGGCCUCGCAGACCACGUGCUCCGGGCCGCGGGCCCAUGGCGGCUGCGCGUGGCUGACCUCACGGGUGUCCGAGACGUGCAGGUGCAGCAGUGCCCCUGCGGGAGGGCUCUGGGCAGGUGGGGCCGCACCGAGCUGCUGGCCAGGACCUGCUGCCAGCUGCAGGCGGCGUCCCUUGUGGUCCGGCCCCCCGUGCGGGUCCUCACUGAUCUCUUUGUCACAGAGGGCAAUUUCGAGCUGGUGCUGCGUGCCCUGGGGCCUGGCCCUGCACCGCUGCGCGUGCACUGCCUUUCUUUCCGAGCAGACAGUCUGGGCCCCAGCCAGCUAAUGCAGGUGCUGCGUCUGGCAGGGCCAGGUGAACUGCACAGGCUAGAGGUCGUGCACAACGUGCGGCUACAUGCUGGCCAUGUGCAGCAGCUGCUGGCCCAGGUGGGCUUCCCACGGCUGGCCUCACUCACGCUGCCUGCCAAGGCUUUCGACGCGCCCCCAAGCAGCACCCUGAGCCCUGACCGCGCGGACCGCCUCCUUACCUCCAUCGCCUGGGAACUCAGCCAGAUGAGCCAGCUCAACGAGCUGAGUGUGGCCUUCUCCACGCUGACAGGAAAGAUUCCGAAACUGCUCGGCCCCCUACAGACGCCACUGAGGACCCUGGACCUGGCCAACUGCUCCCUGAACCACGAAGAUAUGGCCUUCUUGGCAGACUGCACCCAUGCCGCGCACCUGGAGGUCCUCGACCUCAGUGGGCACAGCCUGUUCAGCCUGUUCCCCUCCACCUUCUUCCGGCUGCUGGGCUGGGCCGCCCAGACACUGCGGGUCCUCACCAUGGAGGAAUGCGACAUCGAAGACAGCCAUGUGAGCAUGCUGAUCCUGGCCCUGAGCCCCUGCCAUGAGCUGUGCGAGCUCCGCUUCCUGGGGAACCCCCUGUCGGCCCGGGCCCUGAGGCGCCUCUUCGUGGCUCUCUGUGAGCUGCCCAAACUGCGGCGUGCAGAGUUCCCAGUGCCCAAGGACUGCUACCCUGAGGGUACUGCCUACCCCCAGGACGACCUAGCCAUGUCCAAGUUCGACCAGCAGAAAUAUGACGCGAUUGCUGAGGACCUCCGUGCAGUGCUGCUUCGGGCUGGUCGGGGCGACAUCCAGGUGUGCACGCCCCUCUUCGGAAGUUUCGACCCAGAUAUCCAAGAAACAAGCAACGAACUUGGAGCUUUCCUGCUGCGAGCUUUCAAAGCUGCUCUAGAGAACUUCUCCAGAGCACUGGAACAAAUGGAGUAGGCCCUUGAGCAGA